AUGUCUGAAUCAAUUAUUGAAUCAUUCAAGAAAGCAGGCCAGGAACAACUAUUCAAGUAUUACGAGUCCUUAUCUAAAGAUGAACAAUCAACAUUCGUAAGCCAAUUAUCAAAAAUUACUAGUCCUUCAGAAUUGGUGUCUACAGUUCAAGAUGCAAUAAAAUUCUCUUCCUUCAACGUGUCAUCUAAAAACUACACGCAAUUACCUCUGGAAUGUUGUGCAUCUACUUUGGAUACCGAAAAGGAAGCUAAAGAAGAAUGGUCGAAGUUAGGCUUAAACGCUAUCGCAAACAAUGAAGUUGGUGUUCUUUUGAUGGCAGGCGGUCAAGGAACUAGGUUAGGAUCAUCAGAUCCAAAGGGUUGUUAUAACGUUAACUUACCAUCUGGACGUUCAUUAUUCCAUAUUCAGGCAGAAAAGAUCUUGAAAAUCCAGUCUUUAGCGAAGUCCCAUCGCCCUGGAUCUAACCCUACGUUGUAUUGGUAUAUUAUGACUAGCGGUCCAACUAGAUCACCAACAGAAAAGUUCUUUGAACAGAAUAAUUGGUUUGGAUUGAGUAAGAGCCAAAUAUUAUUUUUUAAUCAAGGUACCUUGCCUUGCUUUAAUUUAGAUGGGUCAAAGAUUUUGUUGAAUUCCAAAAAUGAAUACUGUGAAUCCCCAGAUGGUAACGGUGGCCUCUACAAAGCUAUUGCGACAAAUGGUAUCUUAGAGGAUUUUGAAAAGAAGGGAAUUAAGCAUAUUCAUAUGUAUUGUGUUGAUAACUCACUUGUCAAAGUUGCUGACCCAACUUUCUUAGGUUUCGUGAUUGAUAGAAAAUUUGAGUUGGCUACCAAGGUGGUUAGAAAAAGAGAUGCUAACGAAAGCGUUGGUUUAAUUGUUCUUGAUGAAGAAAAGAAUAAGCCGUGUGUUAUUGAAUAUUCUGAAAUAUCCUCUGACUUGGCUAAUAAGACUGAACCAAAUGAUUCACUGAAAUUAUUCUUGAGAGCGGCUAAUAUUGUGAAUCAUUAUUACUCGGUUGAUUUAUUGAAGAGAAUGAUUCCAAAAUGGAUUUCAUCGCAAGAAUUCUUACCAUUCCAUAUUGCUAAGAAAAAAAUCACUUCUUUAAAUGAACAAGGAGAGUAUGUGAAGCCAACUGAACCAAAUGGUAUUAAGUUGGAACAAUUUAUUUUUGAUGUUUUCCCAUCUGUUGAAUUAUCCAAGUUCGGUUGUUUAGAGGUUGAUAGAUCGGACGAGUUCUCUCCAUUGAAAAAUGCCGAUGGAGCUAAAAAUGACACCCCAACCACCUGUAGAGAAGCUUACCUCAAGUUAGGAACGAAGUGGGUGAUAGAAAAUGGAGGUGUCAUUGAUGAUAACGGAUUAGUUGAAGUGAGUGGUUUGACUAGUUAUGAAGGAGAGGGAUUAGAAUUUGUUAAAGGUAAGCAUUAUAAAAAUGGUGAUAAAGUAUAG
Debaryomyces tyrocola is the source of this 1443-nucleotide messenger RNA. The record is from the annotation of a GenBank genome assembly. Lineage: Eukaryota; Fungi; Ascomycota; Pichiomycetes; Serinales; Debaryomycetaceae.